CAUUACGGAUCCGAGCCCCCAGACUUGGUCGGAUUCACGCUCACCGAUCUGCUGGCCAUCUACCAGCAUGAUACGGUCCUCCUUGUCGAGGCCUGUUUUCGCGUACGACUGCUAGCUUGUGCUGCCUUCGCGAACCAUGGAGCUACCGGAGGGAACCCUCCAUAGCACGGCCGAUGUUCAGCCUGAUGCUAGUACUUCGCUAGGCCUAGGCGGGGGAGGGGGAGAGGAAGGAGGAGAACAGAUGAGUGGCAGCGGGAAGGUUCGAAAACGAACCAAGACCGGAUGUCUUACCUGCCGCAAACGACGAAUCAAGUGCGACGAAGGACGACCGAUUUGCAACAACUGUUUAAAGUCCAAACGUCACUGCGAAGGGUAUAACGCCAAGUACGCAUGGAAGACAGACAGCGUCGGCGCACACCCAUUGGGAGCUAGUCCCUGGGGUCCCUACGGUGCGUAUAACGUCGGCGAUCCCAUGCAGAUGAUCGCUCCCCACAUGCGCUCUGGCCCCAAUGGACGACUUCAGACGAUAGCUCCCCGGCCCAACGCCUCCAACUACCAAGCAGCCCAGUCUGAUGGCCUUGGCUAUGCCACUGCUUUGCCACAGCAGUUCUCCGAGUAUGGUCUUCCUCCUUCAGGUCUCGAUCCGCGAAUGGUGACUGCUAUUACUGCCCCGGACGGACAGAUACAGGAGCAAGGUUUUCAAGGUCCAGUCCCUGAGUACCCGGCAGAUGUAGCUCUUCAACUAUCUCUUCCAGUUGAGUCAGCUGAACAGGAACUUUUCAGUUCUUCGCAGACAGCCCCAGACUCCUCGACUGGCUCAUCGGGACCGUCUCACACUUUGCCGAAUCAUGCCGAAACUCGACAUCAACCAUCCGUCCUACCAGUCAGCGAUGAAGAUGACUCUGGAAACGAGUCGCCGAACGGAGAGCGAUGGCCUCUUCAGGUCGUGCAAUCCCAUGUACAAGCACCGAACCGCUGUCAGAUGAUCAACAGAGCAAGAUUCUACACUGAUUAUGCACAAAGUACUGCAUUGGGCGAGUACAUGAGAUCGCCACACGCAACCGAGUUGCGAGACGACGCAAAAAGACAGCUUUUCGAGCAUUUCAUGCGCAUCACUGGACCGACAAUGUCUCUAUACGAGCGGCAUGCUUUCGAUCCCCAAGAGCGCCAAUGGACAUCUCCUGAAACGGGAAACAGCAUUUGGGAAUUCACGGUUCCCUUGAUGUCCUUUCAGCAUCCAGCACUACUUCACGCUAUACUAGCCAUGGCCAGUCUGCAGAUAGCCAAGCUUCAGGCCUGCCCGCCAACAGCUGCACAUAGGCACUACCAUCUUGCACUCCGCCGCGUGGCCAAGAAUGUCACACUGGACCACAAAAGACGCCAACCAGCAAUCCUUGCGGCUAUACUGCUUCUGGCAUAUUUUGAGGUCUGGAGCUCCGAGCAUACAAAGUGGACCAGUCAUCUGUACGGAGCACGCAUGAUCUUCGCAGAGAUGCCUCUACUAGCCAUGGCAAGACGAUGCCUCCCAUUCAAACGCCAGCAACACCUUCAACAGCGGCGGAUGAUGAACUGGCUGAACACUGACCUGGAGGCUGACUUUGACCUAAACUACGACUUGCUGACCACGAUCACGGGCGCUAAAAUCACAGCAAGCCACUACAAUCUCGACCCCGAAGUUGUCGUCCUCGAUAAAGGAGUGCCGCCCACAGCAAGAGACAUAGAGACUUUCGAGACCAUCGUAGACUUAUUCUGGUGGUACUGCAAGAUGGACGUCUACCAAUGCAUGCUAAGCGGAACGAAGCUCUUCAUGGACUACCGCCACUGGACCCAGUGUUCCCCUCGAGCCCCAGCCUCCUCCAUGGCCAGCAUAUACGGCACAUAUGAUCACCUUCUUCUGCUGCUUGGACGACUAGCAGACUUUGCCUCCCGCGACAUGGCUCGGAAAAGGGCGGCUAGUCGUGCCAGAAACUCUCCUCCCACAGACACCCCUUCACCUCCCUUUUCAGGGAUGUUGCCCACGCAAGGUCCCUUCAGGGCACCGCGAGGUUUCGAUAACCCUCAAGUCGAUCCCCGCAAGGAUGCGCACGAUGUGGACGAUGCGCACGCGAGCUACAACACGGCAUUGCAAGAGUGGCAGGAUAUUUGCCAUGCUUUCGGUGCUUUCGAGAAGUACUUGGGAAGGGACUUUUGCCCACUGUCGGCGGAGUUUGCGGACAAUCGGCCAACACCGUUUGGACCAUCGAAGCAGUACCGUACGUUCUCUGUUGCUGGCAUCUGGAUGAACUACAAUAUGGGCAUGAUCCACCUAUACCGCGGCCACCCAGACAUGCCACCUACUGCGCUUCAAUCUGUCGGUUUGGCGGCGAAGCAGACGGGCUACUAUGCGCAGGAGAUUGGACGCAUCGCAGCAGGCCUCUCGGGAGAAAGCUCGACCAUGGACAAACUCCACAACGCUUUAGCAGCUGCCUACAUUGAGAGCGCAUUCUGUCUCUUCUACGCGGCUGUACAGUAUCAAGAUGCACAGCAACGACGAUGGGUCGUCAAGAGAAUGCACGAAAUCACCCGCUUGACAGGCUGGCAGUCGGCACGCCAGAUUGCAAAUGGCUGCGAGUCUGGCUGGAUUAAGGCGGCGGAGCUGGGGCGCGGGCCUCCGUACACAAGAUUGACGCCAGAGGACCAGCCGCCAGAGUCAGUAUGGGUAUCUGCGAGACGUCUUGACCGCAGACUCCAAGAGUUGCGCGAUAGCUCCUUGGCGGAGGGAACAGGCGCCGGGAAUAUUGCUCUGCCCAUGACGGAGAGGGCGCACUAUGCCGUGGGGUUACUUGGAAUAGAGUCUGACUUUAACCAUCUUGAGCUGACGGAUGACGUGUUCCACGGCAGCCGGUAGUCGCCAUGGGCAUGGGAAUAUUGUCGAUGCAGAGUAGCAUCUUUGGAUAGAAUGGAUAGACUGGCAAUUAGUUGAAAGUUUCAUCUCGCCGCCAGCGCGGCCUUGUGAGGGGCGUUCUCUCUCAUUCAAGGUCAUCAUCAUUAAGGUUACAUUGUAAGUAAGUGUGGCCUCCAUUGCGACCGCGGACGAGAUACGCAAGGCGUCUAGUGCAACGGCACGUUCUGACCGUGAUCUUGUCCAUUUGAUGAUUGACCUCAAUUGGCGGGUAGCCGCUCCACAACCUCAGCCAUCUCCUCGUCUGUGUAUAUCCUGAAGCCCUUGUCCUUGGUGACGCUUGCCAACUGCACGUUUUUGUGGUCGAGCUUUUCCUCCAUGACCUGCUUCAGGGUUUUGAGGACCAGGGUCUCAGCAUCCUCGAGAGUAAGGGACUGUUCUCGCGUCAGCAUU
Molecule: messenger RNA, 3334 nt
Organism: Emericellopsis atlantica
Lineage: Eukaryota; Fungi; Ascomycota; Sordariomycetes; Hypocreales; Bionectriaceae
Exons: 6
Coding region: 137-2887 (916 amino acids)
Biological process (GO): positive regulation of transcription by RNA polymerase II
Cellular component (GO): nucleus
Molecular function (GO): transcription cis-regulatory region binding; zinc ion binding; DNA-binding transcription factor activity, RNA polymerase II-specific
Source: RefSeq, a predicted model, not a curated record